Messenger RNA from Mercurialis annua (annual mercury), 2599 nucleotides. Its product is annotated as glyoxysomal processing protease, glyoxysomal. Gene Ontology annotation, molecular function: serine-type endopeptidase activity. The transcript is spliced from 14 exons. Gene Ontology annotation, biological process: protein processing. Gene Ontology annotation, cellular component: peroxisome. NCBI's taxonomy places the organism in Eukaryota, Viridiplantae, Streptophyta, Magnoliopsida, Malpighiales, Euphorbiaceae. The record is from RefSeq and is a predicted model, not a curated record. The coding region runs from base 173 to 2416 and encodes 747 amino acids.
GUAAAAUUGAUGUCACCGUAACACCGUUAGUAUCCACAACUCUGAAUCAUCCUGAAAGCAAGAAAACAAAGCAGCAGUUUUGUUUAUUAGUUCGAGAUGAUAAGAAUCAUAUAAUCUCAUCCGAGCCCAAAGUUACAGUCUUUCAAACCAAACUUUUCUUCGGUUUAAUCUCAUGGGUUCCCCAGAUACCGUUAAUCUUGCCCGGAACUUCGCCGUUAUGGUCAGAGUCACCGGCCCUGACCCAAAAGGCGUUAAGAUGAGAAAACAUGCUUUUCAUCAUUACAAUUCUGGAAAGACAACACUUUCAGCUUCUGGGAUGUUGUUGCCUGAUACCCUUUUUGAUGCUGACUUGGCAAAGAAAGUCUUGGGCUUUGAUGGUGUUGAGGGCCAGGUUCUGGUUCUUGUUGUGACUGUUGCUUCUGUUGUUGAGUCCUUUUUGUCGUUGCAACAUAGAGAGAGGAGUGAUCAGGGUCGACCAGAGAUGAUUGCUGGUGCUCAAAUUGAUGUUAUGAUAGAUGAAAUGGUGGAGAGAGUGGCUGAGGGAAAUUUUGAUGGAGGAGGUUCUCGGUGGCAUAGUGCUCAACUUUUAAGAUUGGUUGAUGUUCCUGCAUCUUCACGCGCACUCCAAUCACUAGUUGAAUCCUCUUCAGGGACACUGGAACAUGGAUGGGAGGUUGGUUGGUCUCUGGCCUCACAUGAUAAUGGUCCUCGGGCUUUUAAGGAAGUGAUUCCGGCACAGGAGGGCAAGAAGCAUAUGGUAAUAGGGGAAUCUGGUGAUCCAAGCGUCGUGAGCAAAACAACUACUAGAAUUGCACUUCUUGGAGUCUUUUUAUAUUUGAAGGAUCUGCCAAUCAUUACGGUAUCACCUUCAAUUAAUAGGGGGGACUCUCUUUUAACAGUGGGUUCUCCUUUUGGUAUUCUUUCGCCCGUGCACUUUUUUAACAGCUUGUCAAUGGGAUCUAUUGCCAACUGUUAUCCAGCUAGAUCAUCUAAUGUUUCUUUGCUGAUGGCUGAUAUUCGGUGUCUACCAGGAAUGGAAGGUUCUCCAGUUUUUGGUGAAUGUGGACAUUUCAUUGGUAUAUUGACUAGACCAUUGAGGCAAAAGUGUACUGGUGCUGAAAUUCAGCUGAUGAUACCAUGGGAAGCCGUUGCAACUGCUUGCAGUGACUUGCUGCUGAAGGAGCCUCAAAAUGAAGAAAAAGGAACCACAAUUAACAAGAAUAAUUUUGAUGCUGUAGGAAAUGCACACAGCCAUGGGUCAGAUGUACCCCUUAGAUAUAAGUAUGAACAAUUUGAUUCUCAUAGCUCGUCACCCCUACCAGUUGAGAAGGUGAUGACUUCCAUUUGUCUUAUCACCAUUGAUGAAGGUGUAUGGGCAUCCGGCGUUCUGCUGAAUGAUCAAGGCCUAAUACUCACAAAUGCUCACUUGUUAGAACCAUGGAGAUUUGGAAAAACAACUGUCAAUGGUGGAAGAAAUGGAAUGAAGUCUGGAGAACUUUUCAUCCCACCUGAAGUAUCUGUAUUUUCCGGGCGUGGCAACGUUGAUAGCUACAGGGAGAGUCAGAGGGUACCGUCAAAAACGGCGAAGAUCACGGGUUCCUCUUUAAUUGAUCAGAAUAAGAGAUACGAAUUUAGUUUUUCUUACAGUGUCCAUAGAAACAUAAGAGUUCGCUUGGAUCAUGUUAACCCUUGGAUUUGGUGUGAUGCUAAAAUAGUUUAUGUUUCAAAAGGACCUCUGGAUGUUGCCCUACUGCAGCUUGAAUAUGUUCCAGAUCAGCUUUGCCCUAUCAAGGUGGAUUUUUCCUGCCCGAAUUUGGGAUCAAAGGCGUAUGUUAUCGGACAUGGACUGUUUGGACCAAGAUGUGGCUUUUCCCCUUCUGUUUGCUCUGGAGUGGUAGCAAAAAUAGUUAAAGUGGAAGCACCUCCACUUCAUCGAUCCAUCCAAGGAGGGGAUUUAUGUAUUCCUGCAAUGCUUGAAACAACUGCUGCUGUCCACCCUGGUGCUAGUGGUGGUGCUGUCAUCAAUUCAGAAGGUCAUAUGAUUGGACUUGUUACCAGCAAUGCAAGGCAUGGGGGAGGGACAGUUAUACCACAUCUCAACUUCAGCAUUCCUUGUGCACUAUUGGCGCCGAUUUUUGAGUUUGCAAGAGAUAUGCAGGAUAUAUCACUUCUGCAGAAACUCGACGAACCUAAUCAGCAACUUUCUUCGGUGUGGGCGUUGAUGCCAUCAUUCUCUCCUAAGCCAACUCCUCCUUUGCCUAAUCUUCCGGAAUCACUGUUCGAAGGUAACGAAAAACAAGCAAGAGGUUCCAAAUUUGCAAAUUUCAUAGCCGAACGAGACAAGAUUUUGAGAAGCUCAACUCAACUAGCUAAGGUAGAGAGUAUAUCAGAUGAGAUUUUUCCUAGCAAAUUAUGACAAUGUCAUAGAUAUAAUCAGCAUGAACGCCACAUUUUAUAUGCCACACAAAGAAUGGUAAUCAAGAAAGUGCCUUUAGGUGCUUGAUAUUUGUACUUUACUUAAAUUUGUAUACAAACCUUCUAAAAAAGAAAAAGAUUGUAUACAGACACGAGAGCUAUUCUAUAAAUUUUCUGCAUGUCA